AUGAGUCCAAGCCCCGACGUUGUGGCCAAGUAUCCCAUCGGAAGCAGGCCAAAUAUCUCUUUUACACCAUAUCUCAUCUUCUGUUCGUACCUGGUCAGCUUGAUUGGAUCUGUCACAACAGUAGAGCUGCUGCAUCGAAGAGUAUCGGGAUCAGGAUGGAGGGCAUGGGUGCAAGUUGCCGGCUGUUCAGUUUCGUUCGGUCUGGUAGCGAUUUGGUGCAUGCAUUUCGUUGGCAACCGAGCCAUCGUUUUGGGUGACGGAGAAGACGAAAUCCAACUGUACUACAGUCCUGCGUUCACGGCCAUCUCCGCCAUCAUUCCGGUCGUGGUAAUUUUCUUGGGGCUCAUGGUCGCCGACCGCUUCUACAGACGAAGCAAGCAUGCCGCCAUUCGAGUUGUUUCCCUCAUCGUGUGCGGCAUCUGUGCAGGUGCAGCUAUCACCGAGAUGCACUACCUGGGAAACAACGGUACCACAAACUAUCGCCUGCAUCUCAGUUGGCCGCACGUUUUCGGUGCCGCAGGAAUCGCAGUGGGCGCAAGUCUGCUGUCAUUUGGCCUCUUCUUCCACUGGAGUGGAUCGUGGCUGAACAACAUCUUCAGACGUGCUAUAGUUGCUUGUUUCCUGGCCUUGGCUGUUUCCGGUAUGCACUGGACUGGUGCUGCUGGUACAUGGUAUGAAGUUCGAGGCUACCAUGAUGGAUCGGGCCAGGAACGCAACAUCACACUGAUCAUCGCUAUUUGCUUGUGCUUGAGCGCUUGCGCCGUCUGCUUCCUGCUUGGCUUCCUGAAGCAACGUCACCGCCGACUUCUCAAAGACCGCGCCCAGCAGGUCGUACUCGCAUGCGCUACAUUUGAUGAGAGUGGCAGAUUGUUGGUCAGUCAAGGUGGUCUCCUGCCCUGCCAGACGAUUACUCGACAGUUCCACCAAAGGACUUUUGACGAUGAGUUCAAUACCUCGCACCCUGUAUUCCAAUGGAUAUUCCGAGUAUCUCGCCACUGGGGAGGUGUAGUCGACUUGAUUCCAUCUAUGCGUGAACAUCUACACAGCACUGGAUAUCUGCAGACGACUUCGCCCUCCACGGCAGCGGAAAGUCGAAGUUCUUUCAGCUCGGAGGACGAUUCCACCUACUCUGCCACUUUCCGUGAACUGUUUUGUGUCACCGCUUACGACAUCGCAAAGACGCUCGAUACUGGUCUUCAGAACCUCGGAAACCUAUACGAAGAGGUGGUAACUACUGGCACUUCGAUGUCGAUGGUAAGAACUGUAUUUAAGGAAACGAACGACAGAAAGGAAAUCCUAGCAGCAGAUGUGGCAAACAAGGAUAUCGAGACCGGCAUGGCCAGCCCAAUUCUCUUCGGCCGAGGGCAAAUGUUGGUCCUGACAAAGAAGGCCGAUACAAGCGAAGUGAAGCGCCUGCAGAACCUAGGCUACCAUUUUGCGAACAUCGACCAGGUUGGCGACAAUCUUGCUCGUAGCCUGCAGGUGACUCGGAAUGAUCUACACGAUAUGGUCGACCGCUGGCAUGCAUUUACCGAAAGGGAGCCAUCCAUACCCUCAAGUGGAACCUAUCUCGCAUCGUUCCUCCUGCAACCUGCACCAGGCAUGCGAGGCCUCGACGUCAUCGUACCCCGAACAAAUCCUGACCGUCUGCCAAUGGUCAAGCUGGCAAAUGGCGAGCUCACCUUGAGUGAGUUGAAGCUUCUGACUGGCUUCAAUGGCUUGUCACUGGAUGACUGCCUCGCACGUACCGGCCAACGCACCGGGCUGGAAACUAAGGAAGAGGACGCGUUCUUGGAGAACUUCUGCAACAAGAUACUCGAUCUUCUACACGAUGCACCCGAGUCCGCGCUGCAUCGUGCUAUCUUCUCUGCUAGGCAAGUAGAUAUCGCCCAUGGCAUCGUUGGCCAAAAAGAACGCAGCCCAGCGACCGUGUUCGCCUUCUGUGGUAUCAAGGAGAUCUAUAUUCAGUCACUUCAAAGCAUAACUCUGAAGUGUAUCCCCAUGUCUUUCUUCCAGACAUAUCUCAGGUCAUACCCUGGCUCACCCGAUCACCAGAUCCUAGCGAUCCAGAAUCACAAGGAGUUUGCCACACUCUUACGAACUCCCUCUAUCACCAAGGAGCCUGAGAAGAGCAGCAACAGGUGGAACUUCAGGCUGCGACCACACUGGUCAGUGUCAUCCGAUAUGACUCUACAGCCUGAUUCUUGCUCGGAGAAGGGCCUAGUGAACCCAACAUCACCAUGCGCCGACGCAAGCAAUAGUCACCCUUGGGGAGGUAUCAUGGUCACCUCGACUCAGCAAAUCAUCCACGAUGAGUCGAAGAAGGGUGGGGCGACGAUGGAAAUGCGGGAUAUGGGCGUCAAGUCUGAGGCUGGUGUUGCUGAUACAGAGCAGCAGACACUGGCGGAAAGACUGAUGUCGAUCACAACAUCGUUCCGCGACCCGCACGCGACACGAGCGCUGCCCAAGGACCUAUACUAUGCACGGAGGUAG
Messenger RNA from Macroventuria anomochaeta, 2493 nucleotides. RefSeq lists its product as uncharacterized. Lineage: Eukaryota; Fungi; Ascomycota; Dothideomycetes; Pleosporales; Didymellaceae. The coding region runs from base 1 to 2493 and encodes 830 amino acids. The transcript has 4 exons. The record is from RefSeq and is a predicted model, not a curated record.